GCUCGUGUGGCGACACCUUUGAACCUACUCCGAUUGGACAGUAGCUAGAUGAAAGUAAAACUUUACAUUUGCGAGGGAAGAGGAGAACGCAUAGCUACCGCUGAAUUAUUUCAUCAACUUGGCGAGCGAAUCCGUUUUUAGUCGUACCGCUUAGCAUGCCUUUGCAGGGGGAUUCUGAAAAGAAAAAUCGGUGAUUGAGCUGCCAGCCACAAUAUCCUGCAGCUAGGAGAAUGGUAAUUCAAUCAUCCACAAAUAGGUCCAUCAUGCAGACGCUGAGAAAGAACAAGACUUUGUUAACUGAGAUCCUGUCUGAGGAAUCCAGCUUCAUCCUUCAACAUGUGCAGCAGGAGGAAAUAGUGACUAAUCGUGACUACAACAACCUAAAAAUCCCCAAUCAGUCUAAUGAGAAGACUGUCAUCAACCUGCUGGAUAAAGUGAUGAAUAAAGGAAACACAAAAUGCUGUGAACUCGUGAACCUGCUGCAGAAACCACAUAUUAUAAAACAGUGCCCUAGACUGGAGGAAAUAUUCAACAAUAACACAAAACCCAGUGACCACACCUUCAACCCAGCCCCAACAGUCCCAAUUCCCUGUACAGAUACUUCUGACCUGGAAAAAGGGGUCACUAGUGGCGAUGAGGUCAGUCUGUAUGAGAUGACCAGUGUACCCCGUGGUCUCUGUUUGAUCAUCAACAACGAGAUAUUUGAUAAACUGGGUAAAAGAACAGGAUCAAACAAGGAUGCUGUGGAUCUGGCCAACAUAUUCAGCCGGAUGAAGUUCAGGGUGGUGAUGUGCAAGGACAAGACUGCAGUGGAGAUUCCCAUUGUGCUGAAGGUCUUCUCUGAGCUGAAGCAGUUAUCUGACCUGCAACAGUGUGGUGCGAAGGAGUGGGUCGGUGGUCAGUUCACUGAUCUAAAGGAUCUUCCUAAGCAUGGCGACGCCUUCGUCUGCUGCAUUCUGAGUCACGGAGAAAAGGAGGGCGUCUGUGGCACAGAUGGAACAGUCGUCCCCACCAUUGAUAUCCUCUCACCUUUCAACGGCACAAACUGUAGCAUCCUUGUUGAAAAGCCCAAGCUGUUCUUCAUCCAAGCCUGUCGAGGGAAAGACGUGCAGCCGGGUGUGCCGGUGAGCAAGAAGCCUAAAGUUGAAGGGACGGACAGGGAACUGGACACAGACAACGGCCAAGUCCAAGACUACACCCUUCCAAUAUACUCCGACUACCUGGUGUUCAUGGCCAACGUAGAGCAGUAUAUCUCUAUCAGGAAUGUGAACACGGGGUCCUGGUUCAUCCAGUCUCUGUGUGGCCAGCUUGAGAAAAGCUGCACCAGAGGGAAAAACAUCUAUGAGAUCCUUACAGGGGUCAAAGCCGUGGUGAGCAAGAAAAUAGGUGACCUUCGUAUUAAAGAUGCUAACGGUGAUUAUGGCUACGAGGUGGUCAAGCAAUCACCAGAUUCUAGAGACACCCUGACCAAGAUACUCAUCUUUCCUGCUGAGACCACGCAUUCUUCCUGUUGAUCUCUUGAUGUUACCAUGGUACCCUUCAUCAUCAACCGUCCAUAUCCUCUUUCAAGUUCAGUUUUGAUAUGAAAGGUUGAAUAGGCCAUAAUCAUGACACUACCAACAUUCCUGUGGUGUCAUUCUUAUUUGAUUACUUUUACAUGGUGGGAGAGGAGCCACCAUUACUCCUGGUGUCUUUAUUUGCCUGACUGCUACAUGUAUUUGAUGUUGUUCAAUUUUACAGGACUUGGUCAAAAAUACAUUUUAUAUUAAUGAUACAGAAUUUCACCAGCGUAUAUACCAAAAGUCCUGUGGCACUGCUGCAGCUCAACCAAGUGUACUAGGUCAGACUACAUUGACUUUUUAACCAAACUAUUCAUUUGAUAUGUGAAGAUACUCAGUAUCAGCAUUCUAUGUAAAGUUUCAUAGCAAGAACAACUGGUUAUUGAUAUCUUGGCACACUGUUUCAGCUUUACUUUAAAUAUUUUUUUAUGUGAUUUCAUCUACUUUCUUUAUUUGGGAAUUUUUAUACAAUCAUGUUUUCUUACAUGCCUUUCCUGGCAUCUUAAAAUAUGUUAUACUUCAAAAUAAAUAUUUUAUAUUUUAUCAACA
Salmo salar (Atlantic salmon) is the source of this 2108-nucleotide messenger RNA. RefSeq names its product caspase-3. Gene Ontology annotation, biological process: regulation of apoptotic process; proteolysis. Gene Ontology annotation, molecular function: cysteine-type endopeptidase activity. Lineage: Eukaryota; Metazoa; Chordata; Actinopteri; Salmoniformes; Salmonidae. The record is from RefSeq and is a predicted model, not a curated record.